AUGGCCGCCGUCCCGGUCCCGCCGCCGCCUCUCCUCGCCUCCCACGCGGCCGUCCGGGCCACGGCCUCCGCCGUAUCCCACUCCCGCCGGGUCCGCCUUGCCGGCGACCACCCGCCGCAGGUCGCGGCCCUCCGCCGCGGCGACUGGGUCAAGCUCAGCUGCGGCGCCAGCUUCGAGGAUGCUGUUGAUGUCAGGAAUCUCUCUCUUGUCUACACUCUUGCUGGAGUGGAUUGCAUUGAUUGUGCCGCAGAUGCAUCUGUGGUGGGUGCAGUGAAUGAGGGUAUUGAUGUAGCGGCAUCAAUUGUACCAGCAGUUCAAAGGCCAUGGGUGAUGAUUAGUGUUAACGAUGAUUGCAGAGAUCUUCAUUUCCGUAAAGCUGAGUUUGAUCCUGAGGAUUGCCCACCGGAUUGCUCAAAGCCAUGUGAGAAAGUUUGCCCGGCUGAUGCAAUAUCACUAGAGCGUUCCAUGGUUGGUGGAGAGCACACUCGAUCUGAUCCUUUACGUGGUAAAUAUGAGGGUGGUGUAAUUACAGAGCGGUGCUAUGGAUGCGGUCGAUGCUUGCCAGUUUGCCCGUAUGACAGAAUAAGAGCUGUGUCCUAUGUUCGGGACCCUACUAUGACUGCUGAAUUAUUGAAAAGUAACGAUGUUGAUGCAAAAGAGAUACAUACCACUGGAAUGGGAACUGACAUGUUCAAUACCCUCUGGGACAGCUUGAGUCGGUCCAUCAAUAAUGUGAAGCUGGUUGCAGUUAGCCUUCCUGAUAUAGGUGAAUCAACUGUUGAUCUCAUGAAUGCAAUGUACACAAUAACGGAGUCCCAUUUUAAAGGGUAUAAUCUUUGGCAGUUGGCCGGUGGCACCAACUCAUACACUAUUGAUUGCCUAAAGAAAGCUGAUCUUUUCCAAUCUAUUUCUGUUGCUGGGAUCGCAGCCUUUGAAAUGGCCAGUUCUCACCAAGCUUUAAUCGGAGGGAUUGCAUAUGGUGGCUAUGCUCGCAAGAUCGUUGGACGGGCUUUGCGCAAAAUACCAGAACAGUUUGGUCCUGUGCGCAUCGAGGAACACCCAGAUCAUCUACUGGAGGCACUACAAGAAGCCAUGUCAUUAGUAGGACCUGUGAAGGGUUAUAUAUCCAGUCCUUCCAAGCCGUUCAUAAAACAAGUGGACAGAGAAUAG
Molecule: messenger RNA, 1170 nt
Organism: Miscanthus lutarioriparius
Lineage: Eukaryota; Viridiplantae; Streptophyta; Magnoliopsida; Poales; Poaceae
Source: the annotation of a GenBank genome assembly